Molecule: messenger RNA, 1782 nt
Organism: Medicago truncatula (barrel medic)
Lineage: Eukaryota; Viridiplantae; Streptophyta; Magnoliopsida; Fabales; Fabaceae
Product: ethylene-responsive transcription factor ERF110
Exons: 2
Coding region: 218-1435 (405 amino acids)
Biological process (GO): ethylene-activated signaling pathway; regulation of DNA-templated transcription
Molecular function (GO): DNA binding; DNA-binding transcription factor activity
Source: RefSeq, a predicted model, not a curated record
UACUCCAAUACUAUUAAAACGGGGGCUAUAGUUUUUGAGCACCUCAUGUUAGAUUGUGUCAAAAAAUAAAGCACCACAUGUUCUAUUUUGUACAGAUUUAUUUACUAUACUUUAUUCUUUUCAAAGAGUAUUUAAAUAAGGUGUUACAUAGUUUUAUUCUCAAUACAAUUUCAAAGGGUCUUCAAAGAAAAUUUUACAAACCAGCAACUUUUUUUUCAUGUCCUUGUUAACUGUGGCUCAUCAAAGAGGUUCAGGUGAGUUCACCGGGUACACGGUGAAGCGCGAAGGCGACGAUCACGAAGGUGGUAGCGACGACGGUGGAAGUUCUAAUGCAUCACAGUUGGAUUUCAACCAAAUGUUUUCAGGGUAUAAUGGUGAUAGAGAGUUAUCAGAAAUGGUUUCAGCUCUAACACAUGUUGCAUCAUCAGGGUCAAAUCAAAUGAGUAGUAAUGAAUGGAUUCAAAGGAGUGAUUUUCCUUUGAUAUCAAGUUUUGGAAAUGCUUCAUCUUCUUCUUCUUAUGCUUCAAGUUCAUGGAGUGGUCAAAAAAGAGGGCGUGAUGAAGAAAGUAGUGGUUCUAAUCAGUAUAUAACUCAAGCUGUUGUUCCUCCUAGACUCUUUAGAACUGUUAUGGUACCUUCUCAAGAAUCAUCCUCAUUAUCAUCAGUGACCGAAGAAGCUCGAACAAGUACUACCAUAGCCACCUCGGCAGCGUCAGCCGCGUCAUUCGAAGACUCCGGCGAGCAAAGGAGACGAUACAGAGGAGUGAGACAAAGACCAUGGGGAAAAUGGGCAGCAGAAAUAAGAGAUCCACACAAAGCACAAAGAGUAUGGCUAGGAACAUUCGACACAGCAGAAGCUGCAGCUAGGGCUUAUGAUGAAGCUGCAUUGAGAUUCAGAGGAAGCAGAGCAAAACUCAACUUCCCUGAAAAUGUUAGAUCAAUUAUGCCGCCGCCACCGCAACAACAACCACAACUUCAGUCUUUUCCGGCCACUGCGGUUCCUUCUGGAACACCGCAGCGGCCGGUUCAAGGAACCUCUGACAUGAUCAGAGACUAUUUGGAAUAUUCUCAUAUUCUUCAAAGCUCUGGUGAUUUUCAACUACAACAAAUGCAGCAGCAACAACAAUUACAAGCUUCUAAUUUGGUUCAACAAUGGUAUUAUAAUUCACAAAUGGCUGCACUACAAUCACAUUCAUUGUUAUCAUCUUCAUCACUUUCUAUGAAUUCUAAUAUGUUACCAUCAACUCCUUCAUUUUCACCUUCCACUCAACUUUCAUCCUCCUCUGCUUCUUUUCCCCUGUUUUCUAGUCAACAAAUGGGAUUUUUCCGGCCGCCAGAAAACCGACCGCCUGGUGGUAGCCGUGGUGGUGGAACAGAGUUACCACCGUCGACGUGGUCAGAUACUAGUGGCCAUCCGCCACCACCUUAUGGUUGAUACGAAGAUAUUAAAUGUUGGACACCAUAGUAUUAAAUAUCGGACAUCAGACACACUUUCGAUCAGAAACGUCGGUGUUAAUGCGGUUGUGAGGAUAGUCAUAACUUGAUUCAUUCCAAUUCUUGAUAUUACAAAAAAGAAAAUAAUAAUAAAAAGAUGUCAAAAUAUAUUUAGAGAGAUAUAUCAAAGCCAUUUAAAAUUAUCGUUCACUCAAUAGUUAAGUUUCCUUCAUUUUUUUUUUUUCUCCUAUACAUAUGUAGGAAAAAAAUGAAAGAAAAGAAAGGCAUUGGUAUUUGUUUAUUUUUGUAUUAUUUCAUUAAGAUGAUAGAAAUUUACUUGAACAGUUA